Molecule: messenger RNA, 1096 nt
Organism: Papilio xuthus (Asian swallowtail)
Lineage: Eukaryota; Metazoa; Arthropoda; Insecta; Lepidoptera; Papilionidae
Product: NECAP-like protein CG9132
Exons: 5
Coding region: 179-895 (238 amino acids)
Biological process (GO): endocytosis
Cellular component (GO): clathrin vesicle coat; membrane
Source: RefSeq, a predicted model, not a curated record
UAAUGUCAGCCAAACUAUGUCAAAUAUGUAGGUAUAGAAACAUUUCAGAAGCAAAGUAGUAUUGUUUAAAAUAAUUCUACUUAUUUACCUUAUAAAAUCCUCCGAAAUAAUAUUGUGUAAUCUCAUAUUGUGAAUUUUGAUUAAGUUUGUGAGUAAAACGAAAAAUCGAUUGUUUAAAAUGGACUCGUACGAAAGUGUGAUACUUGUUAAGAAUGAGGUGUUCGUUUUUAAGAUCCCACCAAGAACUUCAAAUAGAGGGUACAGGGCAGCAGAUUGGAAUUUACAAGAGCCUCAAUGGACGGGGCGGAUGCGUUUGGUUGCGAAAGGCGAUGAGUUGAUAAUGAAGUUGGAGGACAAAACAACUGGAGAGUUAUUUGCGAAAUGUCCUAUUGAUAAAUACCCGGGCCUGGCGUUAGAAUCUGUAACUGAUAGUUCCAGAUAUUUUGUAGUUAGAAUCCAAGAUGACAAUGGGCGAAGUGCUUACAUAGGCUUAGGCUUUGGUGAUAGAUCAGAUUCUUUUGAUCUUAACGUUGCAUUACAAGAUCACUUCAAAUGGCUAAAGAAAGAACAAGAAGGUGAACAGUCUCAGCAGCAAAAUCUUGAUCUGGGCUUCAAAGAUGGAGAAACCAUAAAAAUCAACAUGAAGAUUACUAAAAAGGAUGGCAGUGAAGGCAGUCGUCCAAAGCGUACGGGCGCUGCAUCUGUGGGUGGCUUGUUGCCUCCGCCCCCGGGCGGCUCCCGUCUGCCCCCGCCGCCUUCGCCGCAGCACGCGCCCGCCCCUCCUGUCCCUACCCCUGCUAGUACCAACUCCGAAUGGGGUGACUUCAAUUCAGCAAGUGCCACCAAUCAGAAGCCGGUGACGCCCGCCAAUCAACAGAACUGGGUGCAAUUUUAAAGGAAUUUUGACAUUAGGAAGUUAUUGUGAUUUGUUGUCUGUAUACUUAAGGCAGGUUAGUGUGUUGCACAAUACUUACAGAAUACUUAAUGUUAAAAGACUUUUAAAUUGUAUGUUCAAUCAAUAUAGUUGAAAUAUAUAACCAAUAUGUCAUUGCUAGAUACAUAAUAAUGAAAUAUAUGAAAAAAUUAUAUAUCUGUA